CGCUCGUUUGUUUCUCGAACGCCCGGAGGAUGAUACGUCCGCGGCUCUAUUGAUACUUCGCUGGCAGCAGCAGCAAAUCGCACGCCAGCACUCGAGCGCAAUGAUGUCUGUGCUCAACUCGGCAGCACUAGCAGUGCCACAACAUCCAGAGUACAGCAAACCUUCGGAGAAGAACUUCUGCGGUGCCACCAUCAGGGCUAUUGCUGAGCAUCAUUGCCAAAAUAAAAAAGAGAGAGGCAGCGCCAUAGCCGCAAAGCGAGAGGACGGACGAGACGCCAUCAGCCAAAUCGAAGAACUUUCGCAGCAGGCAUUUUGCCAGAAUCAAAACUUUUCCAGUGAACUUCUGACUGCCUUCCCAAGUGGCCAAAACCGCAUGUGGACAAAGCAGAUGAUAAACGAUACCGUCAACGACAUUAACGGUGCGUUCGGGUGUUGGAGAGCCGCAAACCAGCUGCACCAAUUUGUCCAAAAUCUGACAUCGGCGAUUCGCACCACUGCGUCCGCUGUCGAAAUUUUCAACAGGGGAAGUGUAGCAACCAACUCCAGUGGGUCAGCAGCCGCAACGCGUUCGCAAGUGCAACAAACACAAAGGAAUGUCGCAGUGAGCGCUAGUUCAAGCAAUACCAGAGCUUCUCCAAAACAAGACUACGGCGGGCCGCCACAUGGAAACGGACGAUGGCGCAGGCACUUCUCGUUUACGGAGUCAGUAGAAGCGGAUUUCCUUUUUCAGCAGCGAGAAGUGAGUGCGGGCUCCACCUUGACUCAAACGACGACUCAAAGCACACCCGCUUAUGAAAAGAAAUCUGAUCGUGUCAUCGUGCCGCGCUCCACUAAUUCAACCACCUUGGGAGAUCCUACUGAUAUCGCAUCGAACUCACCAGAGCGGGCAAUAAUUACACCACUGAGCACCUCUGCUGGCUCGACCAAAAGCGGUUCCGCGCAGCCGCAACGUUUUGAAGAUACGCAGUCGCCGUUUGAAAAAAUCGACUGUGGCGGUGCACAGUACCGGCAGAUGCAUGGCGAUCAAAAUCAAGCAGCUGAAUCCGCAUUAAGCGGCCUUUUCUUCAUGCCCUCCCCUAACGGCUUCUGGGACCACCUGAAACAGGCCAACGAAAAGGCAGAGACCAAACGUCGACGACGGGGUGCCAGUCCUACGAGCAACAAAAACGUUCAUUCGGCGCCCGCUUCUAGUCGAAACGUAGUUGCAACCGCGGACGAUCACGACUCUUUUUUUUCUACAUCCUCGCUGCCGCGGGCACAAGUUGUGCCAAGCUUGCAAGACAUUGCCAAUCAUCUGCAGGAAGACCGUGAGAGGAGCUGGAGUGCAGCGAAGAAAUUCUUGAUCGGCAAAGAACUGCUUCAACGUGUGCCUCAGACAGCUGCUGCACAUGACGAAAUGGAGCGCUAUAUGAAACGUGUGUGCGCUGACAUGCAGAUCCACAUGCGUAAAGCUCGAUGUGAUGUCGAACAAGAAUUUCACAGCACAAGACUGUCUUCGGCCUCUGAUGGCACUGCAGCUCCGGCUUUCGCCUGCGGAAUUUUGGCGCCAAUAACACCCGUACCGCUUGCACGGUGGUGGUGUCGGAAGCAACGAGAAGUGAACUGCAUUCGCAGAGGUGGGAAUUCUGUUGAUCAAAGGUUGCUGGGGCUGCUCUCGUGCGUGACGACGUAUCUUCUGAAGGUUAGGCUUUACCAGAGGGCAAAGCGCAUUCUUCUAUUGGUGUCGCAAAAUGACUGGAGUACGAAGUUGCAGCAGGAAGUAGACAAUAUUGGGUGGACCGAACCAGAGCGGUAUCCCGGCGUGUUAGCAUUCGAGGUGGACAACAACCUUUGCGUGUGGGAUAGCCAAGCCGCUCUCAUGCGGGAGUUCGCCGGAGCUACAGAAAACCAGUUGACUCAGUGCUCCAUGGGACAAGGCAAAACGGCUGUGGUCAUGCCCCUGCUGCCGGAAUUAUUGUGCGACGUCACAUUGUCCCGUGCCUCAGAUAUCGACUCAUGCCCAGGAUUCAGCAAGCGCCUCACUCGCGCGACCGUCUUGCCAUCGCUGCUACCCGACAAUGCCAGAGACUGGCAGCACAAGCUUGGUGGAAUUGUGAACAAAAAAGUUUUUGCGCUUCGGUUCUCGCGGGAGAGGAACCAUUCGCAAGGUCAGUGCUAUAAGUUACUUCUGGAUCUAAAACGCCAUCAAGCUGAGGGGGGCAUGCUUAUCAUGACGCCGGAGGACCGCAUGUCGCUGGAGUGCAAAACCAUCGCACUGGCGUAUCACAACAAGGCGAAGAAACUCGAGCGGCCAGAGGCCACAAGCUUUUCCGGUGUUCUCGACGUAGCGCGCUUUCUCGAGGAUAACUGCGUAAACAUACUGGAUGAGUGCGAUGAGAUGUUAGCGCCGCGCAAUCAGCUCGCAUACACGCUAGGUGAUGCAAGCGCGCUGGAUGGCGGCGACGAGCGCUACGCUGCCGCUGCUUUAGUACUACGCUGCGCUUCGGCGGAAGGCGAAGCAUUGUUAGCAGACCCGGAGUUUGGCAGAGACGUGAUCGAAAUUGAAGGAGGUGCGCCGGGGCGGCCGCAGGCAGGGCAGUUUACUCCAUUGCGUCUACUGGAUCACCCCAAGCAGAGUAGUGCCUACGGACGGCUGCAGCUGAAGAUUGUGAAGCAGGUACGCAUACGCCUCCUUGAGCGUUACCGCGAGGAACAUCUGUCCGAUGAAGAUUUGAAAAACUGGGAACACGCAGUCCUGCAGGAGCGGCCCGCAAACUAUUUUGCCGCACUGCCGAACGAAGAUAUAAGAAAGCUUGCGAGAAUCUAUCGCGGCCUGUUGCUGUAUGGCGUUUUGAAGAAAGUCCUUACUAUGCGCUAUCGAGUGCAGUACGGAGCUCCGAUUGGGA
Amoebophrya sp. A120 is the source of this 2885-nucleotide messenger RNA. The record is from the annotation of a GenBank genome assembly. NCBI's taxonomy places the organism in Eukaryota, Dinophyceae, Syndiniales, Amoebophryaceae.